UGCAGUCAUCCUGUCUCAUUCGCUUCGGCGCACAACUAGCCUACCUACUGUACAAGUCAGUUUGAUCCUUCACAGCACUUAGUCCACUACACAAACUGUAAAUAAUCUUAAAAAUUAUAUAAAGAAAUCGAUUGGAAAAUGUAUUAUUAAUGCAUAAUUUUUCAUCAACAGAAGUACGAGAAUGAACUUAUACGACUACUUUCUGUUUAUAACUGCUAUAGCUGUUGUUACAGUCGCGGGACAGUCACACGCAUCUAAAUUAAUCUACCAAAAAUCGAAAGUUUCUUCGACUCCUCGUUAUAUGGUUCAGUUGUAUGAGAAGUAUAAGAGUGGUAGAAUUGAUUCCAUUCAUGAAAAUAGUUCUAUAGUUCGAAGUAUUUUACCCAUGAAAGGUAAAUUGGAAGAUGUGGAAAUGUUAGUGUAUAAUCUUACAGGUGUACCAUCUUCCGAAGUUAUUAUUAGAGCUGAAUUACAUGCUUUUAUUCGAAGAAGAAAAUCGAGAGAACAUGUUUAUCGUUUUAAAUUAUGGGACCUAAUCCAAACUUCCUUGCCAUCCGUGGAACAAAGAGAAAUUAAAGAAAGUGAUGUUGGAUGGAGUGUUUACGAAGUUACCAAAGUAGUUCUUAAUUGUAGGACUCCAAAUACUGAUAGUCAACAUUUACUUGGCAUUUCUAUAGAAGGAAGCAGCGAUAGAAGAAAGUUUCGAUCCAUUCCUAUGAAGCGAUUGGUCAGUUUCCAUUCUCAACCGUUUUUGCUCUUGUUUUCUUAUGAGAAAACAUCUACAAAUUUCUCAAAUUCUGAUAUUGUACAAGAUCGUUUAAAUGAGCUGCUUACAAAAACAAUUGAUGAAAACAAACGAAGAAAGAGGUCUAUCCAUGAUAAUGAACUUCCUGAAUAUCCACUUUAUAAAAUACAUGGUUUGCAAUUAGUUUCGUCUUCUGGAAGUUAUGGUAAAGAUUCUGUUCAUCGUUCUAGGUUAUUGCCUCAUCCUCAGCAUUUGAACAAUCGAAAAUCACGUGGAAAGAAAAAAGAACGAAAAAGAAAGCAUCGAAAGUUACCAUUUCCAUGGAAAAAAUCAGAUAACAUUCAUCAAAAUGAUGCAACUAUUGCAGAUGAUGAUAUUAAAGAUGUAAUGAUGUGUCAGAAGAAAAAACUUAUAGUAGACUUUGCAGCACUUGGAUGGACAAACUGGAUCAUUUCACCUGAUAAAUUUGAAGCUAAUUAUUGUGCUGGACAAUGCCUUUUUCCAUUACCAAAAAAUCUUUUCCCAUCAAAUCAUGCAACCAUCCAGAGUUUGGUUCACUCAUUGAGCUUGGAUCCAAAUGUUCCCCCGCCGUGCUGUGUUCCUGAUAUGACAUCAUCAGUGACUCUUUUAUAUUUUGAUGAGGACACAAAUGUUGUUUUGAAGCGUUAUCCACGCAUGACGGUCGAUAGUUGCGCUUGCCGCUGAAUCACUGUCUAAAUAUGUACUAGAAUUCUCAAGUAUUUGACAAUUUCCCCAUGUUUACAUUCCAAUUUAUGAUUACUUGGAAUGUAUGUAAUUGUAGCAUUUUUCUAAAAAAAAUUCUCCAU
This is a messenger RNA of Centruroides sculpturatus (bark scorpion), 1572 nucleotides long. Its product is annotated as bone morphogenetic protein 3-like. Bases 182 to 1450 code for a protein of 422 amino acids. Gene Ontology annotation, molecular function: cytokine activity; growth factor activity. Lineage: Eukaryota; Metazoa; Arthropoda; Arachnida; Scorpiones; Buthidae. Gene Ontology annotation, biological process: SMAD protein signal transduction; BMP signaling pathway. The transcript has 3 exons. Gene Ontology annotation, cellular component: extracellular region. The record is from RefSeq and is a predicted model, not a curated record.